AUGUUCCACGCUCGUGCAACACCGGAGGAACAGAAGAACUGCGCGGCGCCGCCAGCAAGAGAGGAGAACGUAGUUGUACCUGAAUUGGUGAACGCUAUCGUCGGUCUUCCUUCGACUUCUCAUCCAGCGUUGCUUCUUACAUCGGUGGAUUUACUUGGCAGUGCUAGUGAGUGGCUGAGUAAAAAUACAUCCUAUCUAGGAAAGGUUGUGGAAUGGAUCCUUCAUUUAGCAGUUACACCGUCAUUCGCAGCUCCAGCUGCUGAAGCAAUAGACAAGGCGAGCAAAGAAAAAACAUGUACUAUACUAAUUAUGAAUCUUCCUGAAGCAGGGAUUCGCCUACGCCUAAGUGAACUGUGUCAGCCAAUAAUUGAACGUUUACAAAUGGUCAUAUCUUCAACGCCAGUGAUUGUUACAAACAAUGAGAAUGAGAAGGCUGCCGAUUCGUGGGCGAGAAUUGCGGGCGAGCCAGUACUGUGGAUCGAUCGUAUUGCUACCAUAUUUCGAGAAGUUCGGCCGUGGAAUGGCGGGAGCUUGAAAACUGUGAACAGCAUUGCUUCUGAUGCUGCUCCCUGGCUUGAUAUCGCAACGAAAUUGUACGAAGUUCUGUCGGAGACACUUAAACGUUAUGAAAGUACAUCCAGAAUUGUAGAGCACUGUUGUCGAUCUAUCAGGUUUAUUGUUCGGUCACUCGGUAUGCAGUCGAUUGGGUUUGUUGAGCCUUUGAUCACACAGAUGAUGGAUAUUUUCUCACGACAUCAGCACUCCUGCUUUCUUUACUUGUCUUCCAUACUAGUCGAUGAGUAUGGUAGUAUGGAGUCAUUACAACCUGGUCUUAUGAUAAUGCUUGAGUCCCUCGCCCAUGGAACUUUCACAGUGCUGACUUUGGAAAAUGGGCCACGCGACCAUCCAGAUACUGUGGAUGAUUUAUUCAGACUUGCAAUGAGAUUCGUCGUUCGUGCUCCAUCUGCUUUCUUUGUACAUCCCGUUGCAACAGCGUUAUUCGAAUGUGCAAUGGUGUGCCUGUCGUUGGACCACCAGGAAGCAAACCGAUCUGUUACACGAUUCUUUGUUUCCAUCAUAGAGCAACUUCUUUCCGCUAGAAAGGCUGGUUUUCGGGACACUGGAGUCAUAGCUGCAGAGGAUCUCGUCAUUGUUCAUGGUGCAAAACUCACGGAACUUUGUUUGCAGGCAGCUAUUUUCCAGGCUAGUGAAUAUCUUUUGCAAACUUUAUGA
Messenger RNA from Angiostrongylus costaricensis, 1233 nucleotides. The record is from the annotation of a GenBank genome assembly. Lineage: Eukaryota; Metazoa; Nematoda; Chromadorea; Rhabditida; Metastrongylidae.